AUGUUGGAGAUUCCGGCUGAGCUAUCGGCCAGACUACGCAGCGCAGCAGGUGAGUGGGAGCAGCGCUGGGAAUGGACGAGAUCGGUUGAGGAGGGCUGGGAUUGGCUAAAACAUUUAUGUAGAACAAAAUGCUUUUAUCUGACUCCUCCUUCUAUGUGAACACAACAGGUAAAUGGUAGGUUGUUGCUGGACUGGACCCAUGGCUGCCAUUGUUAUCUGUUGCCUUUUCUCUGUGUGUGAUUAUAGUUCUGUGUCCCUCCACCAGGGCGGCAGCAUGUAUCAGGGGUGACAGAGGUGGCGCCUCCACAGGUGAAGGCAGAAAACACCCUCAUCCUGCCCCUCGAUAUCGACAGCUACCCCUUCUCACGAUACGCCAACACUACACUGAAGGAUGGCUGGUGUCAGCCACAGGGAUACUCCCUCCAGCGACCUCUGACUGCUCUGGAGCCUGAGGACGCUCAAACCGCUCUGGAGAUCUACAAACUGGUCCGUGCUGGACGCGCACGCACACACACACACACACACACACACACACACACACACACACACACACAUAUAGAGACAAGAACACAGAUGUGUACAGUAUGGCGCUGGUGUUAUCCCCUUAACUCGAUGUCACCUCCCUAUAUCCCCAUCAUUCCGUCCCCAGAUCCUGCGCUUUGUAGGGGACAGUGAUCUGAGUGGCUGGCAGGAGCACCUGUUGGGGAACUACAUCGUGGAGCAGGGCCAGACCAGACCCGCCCUGAGGGAUGAGAUCCUAGCCCAGAUAGCCCACACCACCUGGGGAAGGGAGUCAGAGGAGGGGGCCCUGCGGGGCUGGUUGUUACUGGCCUACUGCCUAAGUGCCUUCACCCCCUCCCCAGCCCUGGACAAACCCCUGCUCAAGUAAGUAGCCCAGUGAGCAAAAUCAUUUGUAAAGAUGUCUUUUGAUUGAAAAUGUGUUUUGUGUAGUGCUAGAAAAAGAAAAGGUACUUUUUAGCAACCAUAAAAAUAUGUAAUCUCUUUGUCAACCAUUAUGUUAUUGUAAGUCUGUGUUUCUCUGUCUCACCUGUGAACAGGUAUGUGUCUGACGAGGGUCCAGGUGAAUAUCGUUCUCUGUGCCAGCACAAACUCCUCACCUCCCUCAAGCUACCCUCCCCCGCCUCUCGCCUCCACCCCCCCUCCCAGCUGGAGUGGACAAUCAAUCAGAGGAGAGGAAAUAUGGUACUGGACGUUCACACCUUCAACGGUGAGAGCAAGAGAGAGAGAGGGGUUAUAACAUGUGUAUGUAAUGUCUAUAUCAUAUCUAUGUCGCUUUGUCUUUUUUUGUGUUGUGGUUCCAUUUGCUCAGUGUGAUUCUGAUGCCUCACUUAGCUGGAGUGUUGGUGUUUGCAGCACCACUACAUUCCCCCUCUCUCUCUCUCCGUCUCUUCCAGAGGAGAAGAUGACAGCUGAGGUAGAGUCCUGGACCACAGGGGAGCAGCUAGCCUCGUGGCUGCUCCACUUCAGAGGGUUAUCUGAGGCUCGGGGAUGGUCUGUGUCUCUGCUAGCUGAUGACGGCUGGUCUGAUCUGGCUGGAUGUGACUUUGUCUUGGACCUGUUGGCUGGAGCAGAGACUGAUGCUACUCUGGGGACCGCACACCCACACCCUGACUACCUGUUCAACAACGAGGGAGAUGGGUGAGGCUGGGGGGUGCACACUCAGAGGCACACACACACACACACAGGGACCCCAACUUCACUCACUCUCUCUCUCUCUCUCUCUCUCUCUCUCUCUCUCUCUCUCUCUCUCUCUCUCUCUCUCGCUCUCCUCUCUCUCUCUCUCUCUCUCUCUCUCUCUCUCUCUCUCUCUCUCUCUCUCUCUCUCUCUCUCUCUCUCUCUCUCUCUCCAUUAGGAUGAUCACAACAGAUCUAGAUGGCUUCAUCCCCCCGGCCCCCUCCAUUCGGGCCCCUGGUUCUCCCCCAGCAGGGAGGGGCCCCAUGGGACCGGACAGACUACCAGCCAUCAGAGGGUUCUCGUCAGAUGGAUUGCCUAUCUGGAUGACCUCUUUGACCCAAUGCUGGACCAGGGACCAGGGGUCGGUAUUUUACCUGAGACACUCUUUUCACAACACCGUUCAAUAGGAGGUGUCUGUGACUGUGUUUAACUGUUACUGGUUGAAUUGUGUUUUCUUUUCCUUUCUCUUGGAUGGUUUUACUGUGAUUAUAUUACUGCAUGUGGUGUGUAGAUUAACACAAAACAUUCUACUGUCUGUGUGUGGUGUGUGUGUGUGUGUGUGGUGUGUGUGGGUGUGUGUGUGGUGUGUGUGUUGUGUGGGUGUGUGUGUGUGUGGGGGGGCGUGUUGUGUGGUGUGGGGUGGGUGUACGGGACCGGGAGCGUAUGGCCAUGUUGAAAGCGAGGACGGAGGAGGAGGAGGAGUGGAGCGGGAAAGGGGGGGAGGGGAGAGAGAGAGUAUUGAGAGAGAGGAAGAGGGAAGAGAGGAUUAUGGAGAGGAGAGAGGAGAGAGAGAGAGAGGAGGAGAGAGGAGAGAAGAGUAAGAUAGAGAGAUUCCUAUACAGCGAGAGAGAGAGCGACUGAGAGAGAGCGAGCGAGAGUAGAGACUAGACGAUAUCGAGCGAUGCUAGAGCGCGAGAGGCGGAGAGGAUAGAUCGAAGAUGAAUGAGCUAUAUCGCCUCUCAUAGAGUAGCUCUAUCUCGUCUAUAGAAUAGAUCUCUAUCUCUCUCUCUCUCUCUUCUCUUCCGCUCUCCCUCUCUCUCUCUCUCUCUCUCUACUCUCCUCUCUCUCUCUCUCUCUAUCUCUCUCUCUCUCUCUCUCUCUCUCAUUUCAAUUUUCAAUUUAAGAGCUUUAUGGCAUGGGAAACAUUUGUUUACAUUGCCAAAGGAAGUGAAGUAGAUAGUAAACAAAAGUGAAAUAAACAAUAAAAAAUGAACAGUAAACAUUACAUUCACAAAAGUUCCAAAAGAAUAAAGACAUUUCAAAUUAUGUCUAUAUACAGUGUUGUAAUGAUGUGAAAAUAGUUAAAGUACAGAAGGGAAAAUAAAUAAACAUAAAUAUAGGUUAUAUUUAUAAUGUUGUUUGUUCUUCACUGGUUGCCCUUUUCUUGUGGCAACAGGUCACAAAUCUUGCUGCUGUGAUGGCACAUCGUGGUAUUUCACCCAGUAGAUAAAGGAGUUUAUCAAAAUUGGAUUUGUUUUCUAAUUCUUUGUGGAUCUGUGUAAUCUGAGGGAAAUAUGUCUCUAAUAUGGUCAUACAUUUGGCAGAAUGUUAGGAAGUGCAGCUCAGUUUCCAUCUCAUUUUGUGGGCAGUGUGCAACAUAGCCUGUAUUUCAUGAGAGCCAGGUUCUGCCUACGGCGGCCUUUCUCAAUAGCAAGGCUAUGCUCACUGCGUCUGUACAUAGUCAAAGAUUUCCUUAAUUUGGGGGUCAGUCACAGUGGUCAGGUAUUUGCCGCUGUGUUGUACUCUCUGUUUAGGGCCAAAUAGCAUUCUAGUUUGCUCAGUUUUUUUGUUAAUUCUUUCCAAUGUGUCAAGUAAUUAUAUUUUGUUUUCCUCAUGAUUGGUUGGGUCUAAUUGUGUUGCUGUCCUGGGGCUCUGUGGGGUCUGUUUGUAUUUGUGAACAGAGCCCCAGGACCAGCUGCUUAGGAGACUCUUCUCCAGGUUCAUCUCUCUGUAGGUGAUGGCUUGUUUAGGAAUGUUUGGGAAUCGCUUCCUUUAGCGGUUGGAGAAAUUAAACGGCUCUUUUCUGGAUUUUGAUCAUUAGCGGGUAUCGGCCUAAUUCUGCUCUGCAUGCAUUAUUUGGUGUUUUACGUUGUACACAGAGGAUAUUUUUGCAGAAUUAUGCGUGCAAAGUCUCAAUUUGGUGUUUGUCCCAUUUAGUCAAUUCUUGGUUGGUGAGCGGACCCCAGACCUCACAACCAUAAAGGGCAAUGGGUUCUAUAACUGAUUCAAGUAUUUUUAGCCAGAUCCUUAUUGGUAUGUCAAAUGUUAUGUUCCUUUUGAUGGUGUAGAAGGCCCUUCUUGCCUUGUCUCUCAGAGCUUUGUGGAAGUUACCUGUGGCGCUGAUGUUUAGGCCGAAGUUAUGUAUCAUUUUUUGUGUGCUCUAGGGCAACGGUGUCUAGAUGGAAUUUGUAUUUGUGGUCCUGGCAACUGGACCUUUUUUGGAACACCAUUAUUUUUGUCUUACUGAGAUGGCAAUUUGGGUGUGCACGGUGAAUACGUGGUCUGUCGUAUGGUAAUUUGGAAAAGCUAAUUUGACUCUUGUCUCUCUCUCUCUCUCUCUUUCUCUCUCUCUCAGUUUCUCUCAUUAUUUUAAGUGUAAUGUUAAAUACAAUACCUGUGUUGCAGGUGUUCCAAUGACAAUGCCAGGCUAUUCUAUGGGUGAGUGAGGGGAGUCAUUUAAUUACACAAACAUUCUAAUCUUAUUUCUCUAUCCUGCUUUAUUCUAACUACAAUUCCCAAUUAUUAUUAUUUUGUCUCCCAGGAAUGCCAGUGAACCCUGCCAUGCAAGGCUACAGCGUUCCGAUGAUGCCAAGUAUGAUGCCAAGUAUGAUGCCAAAUAUGAUGCCAGCUGCCCCCAUGCCUAUGAUGCCAACCAUGAUGGCACCCCAGCCAGCUGCACCAGGCCUGGACCCCCAGCAGAUGGCAGUACAGCAGCAGGCUUUCAUCAACCAACAGGCCCUGGUCAUGGUAAGCACUUGGAGACACUGGUGGAAAACUGGGACCCACGUGCCAAGAAAACAAACAAACCAUAAUCCUAUCCUAUACUCGUGUUCUCAUGAAAUAACCAUUUCUGUUCUAACAUGACUACACUUCCUCUCUCCAUCACUCUCUCUCUCUCUCUCUCUCUCUAGGCCCAGCAGAUGACAAUGCAGGCGAUGACUUUGUCCCAGCAGCAGACUCAGGAGAAGCAGAGGCAGCAGCAGCAGGCGGCAGGCUAACCUCCGCACCGUCACCCCCCCCCGCACCCCAUCACCCCCGGCCCCAGACACACCCCCACCCCCCCGCCCUCCUCCGCUAACCACACCCAGCCAGAGGAAACCACAGCUACAGCACUACAUAUCUGAGGUGUGUGUGGCGGGGGAGGGGUGUGACGAUAGUCUGUUUGUGUGCAGUUCUACUUGAUUUUGAAAAUCUUUUAUGUACUUAGCCAUUGCAAAAAUGUGUCAUUUCAUUACAAAAGAAACACAUAAAACAAUAUUAACUUGUAAACAAAGUCAGAUGUAAAGUGUCUCUGUCUUCAUCAGUGUAUUUACAGUUGAAGUCAGAAGUUUACAUUCACUAAGUUAAUUGUGCCUUUAUAUUAAUUAUACAGCUAUAAGCUGGCUUUAGCCCACAUCUUUAAUCCAGGCUUUUUUCCACAAGACCUGUAUGUACAAUUGAAGUCAGAAGUUUACAUUCACUUAGAAAUGUUUCCAACAAUUGUUUAUGGACAGAUUAUUUCACUUAUAAUUCACUGUAUCACAAUUCCAGUGGGUCAGAAGUUUACAUACACUAAGUUGACUGUGCCUUUAAACAGCUUGGAAAAUUCCAGAAAAUGAUGUCAUGACUUUAGAAGCUUCUGAUAGGCUAAUCCACAUCAUUUGAGUCAAUUGGAGGUGUACCUGUGGAUGUAUUUCAAGGCCUACCUUCAAACUCAGUGCCUCUUUGCUUGACAUCAUGGGAAAAUAAAAAGAAAUCAGCCAAGACCUCAGAAAGAAAAUUGUAGACCUCCACAAGUCUGGUUCAUCCUGGGGAGCAAUUUCCAAACGCCUGAAGGUACCACGUUCAUCUGUACAAACAAUAGUACGCAAGUAUAAACACUAUGGGACCACGCAGCCGUCAUACCGCUCAGGAAGGAGACGCGUUCUGUCUCCUAGAGAUGAACGUACUUUGGUGCGAAAAGUGCAAAUCAAUCCCAGAAAAACAGCACACGACCUUGUGAAGAUGCUGGAGGAAACAGGUACAACAGUAUCUAUAUCCACAGUAAAACAAGUCCUAUAUCGACAUAACCUGAAAGGCCGCUCAGCAAGGAAGAAGCCACUGCUCCAAAACCGCCAUAAAAAAGCCAGACUACGGUUUGCAACUGCACAUGGGGACAAAGAUCAUACUUUUUGGAGAAAUGUCCUCUGGUCUGAUGAAACAAAAAUAGAACUGUUUGGCCAUAAUGACCAUCAUUAUGUUUGGAGGAAAAAGGGUGUGCUUGCAAGCUGAAGAACACCAUCCCAACCGUGAAGCACGGGGUGGCAGCAUCAUGCUGUGGGGGUGCUUUGCUGCAGGAGGGACUGGUGCACUUCACAAAAUAGAUGGCAUCAUGAGGAAGAAAAAUUAUGUGGAUAUAUUGAAGCAACAUCUCAAGACAUCAGUCAGGAAGUUAAAGCUUGGUCGCAAAUGGGUCUUCCAAAUGGACAAUGACCCCAAGCAUACUUCCAAAGUUGUGGCAAAAUGGCUUAAGGACAACAAAGUCAAGGAAUUGGAGUGGCCAUCACAAAGCCCUGACCUCAAUCCUAUAGAAAAUGUGUGGGCAAAACUGAAAAGGCGUGUGCAAGCAAGGAGGCCUACAAACCUGACUCAGUUACACCAGCUCUGUCAGGAGGAGUGGGCCACAAUUCACCCAACUUACUGUGGGAAGCUUGUGGAAGGCUACCUGAAACGUUUGACCCAAGUUAAACAAUUUAAAGGCAAUGCUACCAAAUACUAAUUGAGUGUAUGUAAACUUCUGACCCACUGGGAAUGUGAUGAAAGAAGUAAAAGCUGAAAUAAAUCAUUCUCUCUACUAUUAUUCUGACAUUUCACAUUCUUAAAAUAAAGUGGUGAUCCUAACUGACCUAAAACAGGGAAUUUUUACUAGGAUUAAAUAUCAGGAAAAAAAAACUGAGUUUAAACGUAUUUGGCUAAGGUGUAUGUAAACUUCCGACUUCAACUGUAUCUUUCCAGCCAGCGAGAGAUGUGGACUUUGUCAGUCCAGACCAGCUGGAGUCUUUCAAGGAGAAGAGAGAGUUCUUCCAGAAGAAUGGUGAGUAGAGUUGAACACAUCUACCUAUUCAACUUCAGAUAAUCUGUAGUUUUCAUACCACAGGAUAAAAUGAGUACCACAUGUCUUACCUUACACCCAACUGCCUGUGCUGUCAUUCACUCUGUCAGGUUCUCUGCCGAAGCCAGCAGCCAAACCGCCAACGCCUCACGGUACUCCCAGUAGCCCCCCCAAACAGACCCGACCCCGCUCCCCCUCCCCACCCCCAGCACCCAGCACUUCGCAACGUCCCGGAGGGAGCCCCCCCAAACAGACCCUUCCCCGCUCCCCCUCCCCACCCCCAGCACCCAGGACUUGGCAACGUCCCCCGUCUCCUCCUGCCAGAGAACCAGACCGCCCCAGCCCCCCUGCCUCCCCACCCCCUCCCAGCACCAGAAUCCGUGACAUCAUUAAACAGUACCAGAACCGCCCUGUCAACGAUCCCAAACCCUUCCAACCAGUCAGGUCAGUGGGACAGUGGAUCCAUCCCAUAUCUUUUAAGUAAAUCCCAUGUAAUCUGUUGUGUAGAUCCCGCUGCAUGCAUUAGUGGAAAUCUAACUCCCUAUCCCCUCUCCAGGGUUCCAGCACGGUCGUUUGUGAAGAAGAAUGAUCCCAAAGAGGAGGCCCUGGCUAUCCUUAGAAACAACGGACCUGGACAACAGCAGAAGGUUAGUGUGUUGGAACUAACAUAUCCAUUCAGUUAUCUUGCCUAGCCCUAGACAUGUUGGUGAGGAGUGUUGGAGCUAACAUAUCCAUUCAGUUAUCUUGCCUAGACCUAGACAUGUUGGUGAGGAGUGUUGGAGCUAACAUAUCCAUUCAGUUAUCUUGCCUAGCCCUAGACAUGUUGGUGAGGAGUGUUGGAGCUAACAUAUCCAUUCAGUUAUCUUGCCUAGCCCUAGACAUGUUGGUGAGGAGUGUUGGAGCUAACAUAUCCAUUCAGUUAUCUUGGCUAGCCCUAGACAUGUUGGUGAGGAGUGUUGGAGCUAACAUAUCCAUUCAGUUAUCUGGCUAGCCCUAGACAUGUGGGUGAGGAGUGUUUUGGAGCUAACAUAUCAUUCAGUUAUCUUGCUAGCCCUAGACAUGUUGGUGAGGAGUGUUGGAGCUAACAUAUCCAUUCAGUUAUCUUGGCUAGCCCUAACAUGUUGGUGAGAGUGUUGGAGCUAACAUAUCCAUUCAGUUAUCUUGGCUAGCCCUAGACAUGUUGGUGAGGAGUGUUGGAGCUAACAUAUCCAUUCAGUUAUCUUGCCUAGCCCUAGACAUGUUGGUGAGGAGUGUUGGAGCUAACAUAUCCAUUCAGUUAUCUUGGCUAGCCCUAGACAUGUUGGUGAGGAGUGUUGGAGGCUAACAUAUCCAUUCAGUAUCUUGACUAGCCCUAGACAGUUGGUUGAGGAGUGUUGGAGCUAAGAGUACCAUUAUGUUAUCUUGCCUAGCCCUAGACAUGUUGGUGAGGAGUGUUGGAGCUAACAUAUCCAUUCAGUUAUCUUGGCUAGCCCUAGACAUGUUGGUGAGGAGUGUUGGAGCUAACAUAUCCAUUCAGUUAUCUUGCCUAGCCCUAGACAUGUUGGUGAGGAGUGUGAGAGUUCUAACAUCUCCAUUCAGUUAUUGCUAGCCCUAGACAUGUGUGUGGGAGGAGUGUUGGAGCUAACAUAUCCAUUCAGUUAUCUUGCCUAGCCCUAGACAUGUUGGUGAGGAGUGUUGGAGCUAACAUAUCCAUUCAGUUAUCUUGCCUAGCCCUAGACGAGUUGGGAGCAGUGAUUGGAGCUAAACAUAUCCAUGUCGUUAUUUGCCUAGCCCUAGACAUGUUGGUGAGGAGUGUUGGAGCUAACAUAUCCAUUCAGUUAUUUACAUUUACAUUUACAUUUACGUCAUUUAGCAGACGCUCUUAUCCAGAGCGACUUACAAGUUAUCUUGCCUAGCCUAUAGUAAUACUCCCCCUACCCUCCCCUGUCAGAGAGAGUCUCCCCCCGCACGGCAGCUCUCUCCUCCCUCCACUAGAGGGCCUUGCUCCAUUUCCAACAACAUGAAGCAGAAACAGCGCUCCCUUGCCGACCUGUUCUGCACGCAGAGUCGCUCCAAGAACCCUCCGCCUUCUCCCCCCGAGUCCGCCCCUCCUCCUCCCCCAGUCCAACCCAUCUAUGACAGAUUGCUAGACCCUCCCCCCAAGGCUGCCCCCACACUCAGUAAGUAAAGCUACUUCAGCGGUACAGCCAUAGCUUUAAAAUGUUAAUAACUCCACAGAGAAGUAAAGUAACACAUUGUCCAUAGAUCUGCUGUCUGGGGAGGGGAGUGUCCGCUCCCAGCUCUACAGGUUCUCUGCCAGUGUCUAUUUCUCCUACUCGGUCAUGCCUGGCAAACUGUUCCUACGCAAAGAGGUGAGCUGGAACUGCAGGCGAGAAAAAUGGAAUUGUCUGUAUUGUUCUACAAUGUGUUUGCCUUAUACUGUAGGUGAAUCACGAUCAUUCCCCUGUGUUUGUUCAGGUGUUUUACCCCAGAGAGAAGUUCAACCACCCCUACAUCCUCAAUCUCCUCUGUGAGCAGGUCAGUGUUGAUUGUUUCCCUGUGACCCUUUUUAUUCACUACCUUCUACAUAUCACACCUUAUAUAUAUAUAUAUGAAUAUAAAUCCCUGUUUCUGUUUCCCUGUCAGAUCAUGAGAGACACGUACAGUGACACCUGUGUGAGGAUCUCCAAAGAGGAGAGGAGGAAAAUGAAGGACCUACUAGGUGAGUCUAGUUGUUAUUACCAGGUGAGUCUAGUUGUUAUUACCAGGUGAGUUGUUAUUACCAGGUGAGUCUAGUUGUUAUUACCAGGUGAGUCUAGUUGUUAUUACCAGGUGAGUCUAAUUGUUUUUUACCAGGUGAGUCUAGUUGUUUUUACCAGGUGAGUCUAGUUGUUUUUACCAGGUGAGUCUAGUUGUUAUUACCAGGUGAGUCUAGUUGUUAUUACCAGGUGAGUCUAGUUGUUUUUUACCAGGUGAGUCUAGUUGUUAUUACCAGGUGAGUCUAGUUGUUAUUACCAGGUGAGUCUAGUUGUUAUUACCAGGUGAGUCUAGUUGUUUUUACCAGGUGAGUCUAGUUGUUAUUACCAGGUGAGUCUAGUUGUUAUUACCAGGUGAGUCUAGUUGUUUUUUACCAGGUGAGUCUAGUUGUUAUUACCAGGUGAGUCUAGUUGUUUUUUACCAGGUGAGUCUAGUUGUUUUUACCAGGUGAGUCUAGUUGUUUUUUUACCAGGGGAGUCUAGUUGUUUUUUUACCAGGGGAGUCUAGUUGUUUUUUUACCAGGGGAGUCUAGUUGUUUUUUUUACCAGGGGAGUCUAGUUGUUUUUUUACCAGGGGAGUCUAUCCUCUCUAUUCUCUCUCUAUUCUCUCCUUCUCUCUCUCUAUUCCCUCUCCCUCUCCCUCUCUCUCUCUCUCUCUCUCUCUCUCGCUCUCUCUCUCUCUCUCUCUCUCUCUCUCUCUCUCUCUCUCUCUCUCUCUCCGUCCUCUCUCUGUCCUCUGUCUAUUCCAGCCAGUUUCCAUGUGGGUACCAGUGUCAGCUUGGUCCAGGACGACACAAAGAAGAAGAGGAUAGUGAUGGCUGCCAGAGACAACUGGGAAAACUACUUCACAAGGCUGUUCCCUGUCAAAGUGAGUUAGCUUUCUCUUUCUCUUUCUCUCUCUCUCUCUCUCUCUCUCUCUCUCUCUCUCUCUCUCUCUCUCACAGACACACACACACACACACUCAUAUUAUCUCUUCCCUGUGUGUGAGAGGCUGGCAGAGUGUGUAUAAACCUGUACCUGUGUGUGUUUUUGUGUGUGUGUGUGUGUUGUAGAGUGAUACCAGCGGGGACACCCAGGUAUUAGGUGUGUCUCAUCGUGGUAUUCGUCUGCUGAAGGUGGCCAGAGCAUCAGGCAUCAACCCCAAACACCUGCGCCUGCUACGCAGCUAUAGGUACGCCUAUCCUACAAUCACAAAAAAUGGAAAAGAUGUAUGAACUAUGAAUGAUUAGGGGAGAAUAUACACUGCUCAAAAAAAUAAAGGGAAUACUUAAACAACACAAUGUAACUCCAAGUCAAUCACACUUCUGUGAAAUCAAACUGUCCACUUAGGAAGCAACACUGAUUGACAAUACAUUUCACAUGCUGUUGUGCAAAUGGAAUAGACAACAGGUGGAAAUUAUAGGCAAUUACAAGACACCCCCAAUAAAGGACUGGUUUUGCAGGUGGUGACCACAGACCACUUCUCAGUUCCUAUGCUUCCUGGCUGAUGUUUUGGUCACUUUUGAAUGCUGGCGGUGCUUUCACUCUAGUGGUAGCAUGAGACGGAGUCUACAACCCACACAAGUGGCUCAGGUAGUGCAGCUCAUCCAGGAUGGCACAUCAAUGCGAGCUGUGGCAAGAAGGUUUGCUGUGUCUGUCAGCGUAGUGUCCAGAGCAUGGAGGCGCUACCAGGAGACAGGCCAGUACAUCAGAAGACGUGGAGGAGGCCGUAGGAGGGCAACAACCCAGCAGCAGGACCGCUACCUCCGCCUUUGUGCAAGGAGGAGCAGGAGGAGCACUGCCAGAGCCCUGCAAAAUGACCUCCAGCAGGCCACAAAUGUGCAUAUGUCUGCUCAAACGGUCAGAAACAGACUCCAUGAGGGUGGUAUGAGGGCCCGACGUCCACAGUUGGGGUUGUGCUUACAGCCCAACACCGUGCAGGACGUUUGGCAUUUGCCAGAGAACACCAAGAUUGGCAAAUUCGCCACUGGCGCCCUGUGCUCUUCAUAGAUUAAAGCAGGUUCACACUGAGCACAUGUGACAGACGUGACAGAGUCUGGAGACGCCGUGGAGAACGUUCUGCUGCCUGCAACAUCCUCCAGCAUGACCGGUUUGGCGGUGGGUCAGUAAUGGUGUGGGGUGGCAUUUCUUUGGGGGGCCGCACAGCCCUCCAUGUGCUCGCCAGAGGUAGCCUGACUGCCAUUAGGUACCGAGAUGAGAUCCUCAGACCCCUUGUGAGACCAUAUGCUGGUGCGGUUGGCCCUGGGUUCCUCCUAAUGCAAGACAAUGCUAGACCUCAUGUGGCUGGAGUGUGUCAGCAGUUCCUGCAAGAGGAAGGCAUUGAUGCUAUGGACUGGCCCGCCCGUUCCCCAGACCUGAAUCCAAUUGAGCACAUCUGGGACAUCAUGUCUCGCUCCAUCCACCAACGCCACGUUGCACCACAGACUGUCCAGGAGUUGGCGGAUGCUUUAGUCCAGGUCUGGGAGGAGAUCCCUCAGGAGACCAUCCGCCACCUCAUCAGGAGCAUGCCCAGGCGUUGGAGGCAGGUCAUACAGGCACGUGGAGGCCACACACACUACUGAGCCUCAUUUUGACUUGUUUUAAGGACAUUACAUCAAAGUUGGAUCAGCCUGUAGUGUGGUUAUCCACUUUAAUUUUGAGGGUGACUCCAAAUCCAGACCUCCAUGGGUUGAUACAUUUGAUUUCCAUUGAUAAUUUUUGUGUGAUUUUGUUGUCAGCACAUUCAACUAUGUAAAGAAAAAAGUAUUUAAUAAGAUUAUUUCAUUCAUUCAGAUCUAGGAUGUGUUAUUUUAGUGUUCCCUUAAUUUUUUUGAAGCAGUGUACAUCUAAUAUGUGAUGCCCGUGUAUGUUCUCCCUGUGUGUGUACGAUAAGUGCUGUGGUUUUCUCUGUGUAGCUAUGCAGAGCUGCUGUCGGUGGAGCUGCGGUCUGCAGACAUGGUAGAAUUCAGUCUGAAAGGAGAACAGCUGCAACUGCAGAGCAACAGAGCUGUUCAGAUUACUGCCAUGGUCAGGCUGUUCCACCAAGAACUCAUCGAGGUAACCACCACCCUCUUCCUCAUCUUAUAUCAUGAAAAUAGUUGUAUAUAUACACUACAUGACCAAAAGUAUGUGGACACCUGCUCGUCUAACAUCACAUUCCAAAAUCAUGGGCAUUAAUAUGGAGUUGGUUCCCCUUUUGCUGCUAUAACAGCCUCCAUCCUUCUGGGAAGGCUUUCCACUAGAUGUUGGAACAUUGCUGCGGGGACUUGCUUCCAUUCAGCCACAAGAGCAUUAGUGAGGUCGGGCACUGAUGUUGGGCGAUUAGGCCUGGCUCGCAGUCGGCAUUCCAAUUCAUCCCAAAGGUGUUCGACGGGGUUGAGGUCAGGGCUCUGUGCAGGCCAGUCAAGUUCCACACCUAUCUCGACAAACCAUUUCUGUAUGGACCUCGCUUUGUGCACAGGGACAUUGUCAUGCUGAAACAGGAAACAGGAAAGGGCCUUCCCCAAACUGUUGCCACAAUGGUGGAAGCACAGAAUCGUCUAGAAUAUCAUUGUAUACUGUAGCGUUAAGAUUUCCCUUCACUGGAACUAAGGGGCCUAGCCCUAACCAUGAAAAACAGCCCCAGACCAUUAUUCCUCCUCCACCAAACUUUACAGUUGGCACUAUGCAUUCAGGCAGAUAGUGUUCUCCUGGCAUCCGCCAAACCCAGACUCGUCCGUCGGACUGCCAGAUGGUGAAGCGUAAUUCAUCACUCCAGAGAGCGUGUUUCCACCGCUCCAGAAUCCAAUGGCGGCGAGCUUUACACCACUCCUACACUUGGCAUGGCACAUGGUGAUCUUCGGCUUGUGUGCGGCUGCUCGGCCAUGGAAACACAUUUCAUGAAGCUCUUGACGAACAGUUAUUGUGCUGAUGUUGCUUCCAGAGGCAGUUUGGAACUCGGUAGUGAGUGUUGCAACCGAAGACAGAUUAUUUUUACACGCUACGCGCUUCAGCACUCGGCGGUCCCGUUUGGUGAUCUUGUGUGGCCUACCACCUCGCGGCUGAGCCGUUGUUGCUCCUAGACGUUUCCACCUCACAAUAACAUCACUUACAGUUGACCGGGGCAGCUCUAGCAGGGCAGAAAUUUGUCAAACUGACCUGUUGGAAAGGUGAAAUCAUAUGACGGUGCCGCGUUGAAAGUCAAAAAGCUCUUCAGUUUACUGCCAAUGUGUGUCUAUGGAGAUUGCAUUGCUGUGUGCUCGAUUUUAUACACCUGUCAGCAACGGGUGUGGCUGAAAUAGCUGAAUCCACAAAUUUGAAGGGUUGUCCACAUACUUGUGUAUAUAUAGUGUAUGUUUCCUGGUACAUCAUACUAUAUGGUAUCUUUGUUGUGUAUAACCUCCUGCCAAACCUUCUCAGGGCUCGGAUCAUGUGAUCGCCCUGAAGAGCUUUGAGACGGACGACAAGAGCCUGCUCAACUUCCGCAAUGGUGACAUCAUCAAACUGCUGCCCAUAGAUGGCCUCAAACCAGGUGAGGUCAUCACAGUGACCUUUGACCUCUGUCUGUCUGUCUCUCUCUCUCUCUCUCUCUCUUUCUGACAGUCCUAUCCCUUCUCUCUCCCUCUCACUCACAGGUUGGUGUUUCGGUUCCAUUGGGGGGCGCUCUGGUCUCUUCCCCACGGACAUCACUCAGCCGUCUGCCCCUCCUGACUACCACAACGUCCACCUUGACCGCCUCGACGAGAGGAGGAAGUCCAUGAGAGGACUCCCAGCAGCCCCCAGACCCACCUCCCAUACUGGCUCAGUACAGCCCAGCCGAGAGGGUAGUGAGCUGGGUGACGUACAGACGUUCCUGAUGACAAAGUUUGCCAUGAAAUACUUCAGAGACGCUGCCACGAGGUAAUGGGGGAUAAUAGUGUUGUAUGAUGUACAGUAUGUAAUCCUAUGUUUUCGCGAGUGUUACAACUGUCUUCCUUAACUACACAAUCAUCUCUUCUUUUUUUCUCCCUAUGUCAUUCCUCUUUUAUCACCCCCCCCCCCCCCCUCCUUCCUCUUUCUCCUCCUCCUCUUGUCUCUCUAUCACAGAAUGGAGGCUAGAGGUCUUCUUGAUGGAGGUAGAAACUUCUCCGAGAUGGUUCAGUACACCGAGGUUCCCGUCCAGGAAUCCCUCAUCCUGUACUCUGAUCCUGAUCUCAAUAACAUGGCUGUCCAGACCUUCAUGAGUGAGUCGACACACACACACACACACCUGCACACACACUCUUUAUGUGUACAUUGCAUAUCAAUAUCACUGCUCUCUCUGAAGGUGUGAUGCAGUUCAUGGGAGACCAGCCUCUUGGGAAUCACAAGUCUGAGGAAGACUGUGUCAGCCAUGUCUUGCUGGUGAGACAUAUAUACACACACACACACACACACACACACACCAUCGCUACAGCUGCUUGAACAUGUAGUAAUAUCUGUCCAUUGUGUUUGUGUGUUCAGCUGGGGAAGGAGAAGGAGUUCCUGAGAGAUGAGAUCUACUGCCAGGUCAUCAAACAGACCACUAACAACACUCACAAGUGAGAGGCUGGCAGAGUGUGUAUAAACCUUUACCUGUGAAUAGUGUACAGAGGGUCAAUUCCUAACUCGUGUGUGUGUUUUGUGUGUGUUUUGUGUUUGUGUGUGUGUUAUACAGGCAGAGCUGUACCAGAGGUUGGCGUUUAUUGAACCUGGUAACAGGGUUCUUCCCCUGCUCUGGCGUUCUCAACCCCUACGUCACACACCACCUAAAAAACAUCAGCCAAGACCCCAAACACCCUUACCAAGGUACACACACAGCCCUGCACCCCUCACACACUGGCGAUGCCCCCAAAGAGAUCCCUUUAAAAGUCUGAAGCUGUGUCUGCUACCCCAGAGCUCUUCUGUAUCUAAUGCAGGUGUGUGUGUGUGUGUGUGUGUGUGUGUCUGUUUCCUCUCCAUCUCAGAGCUGUCUCAAUACUGCAACGAGAACCUGUUCCGGUCUCUGAUCCACGGAGGACGCAGACACGUCCCCUCUCACGUAGAGAUGGAAGCCAUACUGGUGAGACAUGAGUGUGGAUACAUUUUUGAUUUGAUUGCGUGACCAGCAGUACCGUCACCGCUUGGUGUGUGUUGUUCUCUGUAGGCUGGCAGAAGCUCUCGCCGGUUCCCCAUCAAGCUGCCAGGUGGAGUAGACUUCCCCUGUAAGAUACGCAGCUUCAGCGUAAGUCAAGUCUCCUUCUCUUUCCUGCUCUCCUUUCCACUGCCUCGCUUUAAUUAUCAUUAUGAUAAAGAUUAUAUAUAUUAUGUAUAUGUAGAAUAUUGACUCUGUGUACCCAGGUGGCUCUGGAGGUGGUUGAAGAGCUGUGUACCGAGAUGGGCAUCCAGGACCCUUCAGAAGUCAACGAGUUCUCCAUCCAUGCCAACCGGGACCAGGGUAGGAGGACAAAACGACGUGCUGUAGCUAAUAUAACCCAAAACUGCAAAUGACAAAAGAUUGUUAGACAUUCAUUUUGUGACAGCAAAACUAAGAGAAUCCUAGAGGUUUCCCUUACAGAAAAAAAAUGUUCUCAACGUUUUGCACAUUCUUUUGGAACAGUUUACAUGUGAAGAUAUUUCACAUGUGGAUUUUCACGUGAUCACAUAACCUUUCACAUGUUGAUUCAAAUUGUCACAUGAUGCCCUGCAAUCAAAAAUGAGUCUUUAGGAAGUCUGUAGAAUGUCACAAUAUAGACACAGUGUUUUCAACUUACAUAUUUGACACACUUUGACACACAUACAGUGGGGAGAACAAGUAUUUGAUACACUGCCGAUUUUGCAGGUUUUCUUACUUACAAAGCAUGUAGAGGUCUGUCAUUUUUUAUCAUAGGUACACUUCAACUGUGAGAGACGGAAUCUAAAACAAAAAUCCAGAAAAUCACAUUGUAUGAUAAGUAAUUAAGUAAUUAAUUUGCAUUUUAUUGCAUGACAUAAGUAUUUGAUCACCUACCAACCAGUAAGAAUUCCGGCUCUCACAGACCUGUUAGUUUUUCUUUAAGAAGCCCUCCUGUUCUCCACUCAUUACCUGUAUUAACUGCACCUGUUUGAACUCGUUACCUGUAUAAAAGACACCUGUCCACACACUCAAUCAAACAGACUCCAACCUCUCCACGAUGGCCAAGACCAGAGAGCUGUGUAAGGACAUCAGGGAUACAAUUGUAGACCUGCACAAGGCUGGGAUGGGCUACAGGACAAUAGGCAAGCAGCUUGGUGAGAAGGCAACAACUGUUGGCGCAAUUAUUAGAAAAUGGAAGAAGUUCAAGAUGACGGUCAAUCACCCUCGGUCUGGGGCUCCAUGCAAGAUCUCACCUUGUGUGGCAUCAAUGAUCAUGAGGAAGGUGAGGGAUCAGCCCAGAACUACACAGCAGGACCUGAUCAAUGAUCUGAAGAGAGCUGGGACCACAGUCUCAAAGAAAACCUUUAGUAACACACUACGCCGUCAUGGAUUAAAAUCCUGCAGCGCACGCAAGGUCCCCCUGCUCAAGCCAGCGCAUGUCCAGGCCCGUCUGAAGUUUGCCAAUGACCAUCUGGAUGAUCCAGAGGAGGAAUGGGAGAAUGUCAUGUGGUCUGAUGAGACAAAAAUAGAGCUUUUUGGUCUAAACUCCACUCGCCGUGUUUGGAGGAAGAAGAAGGAAGAGUACAACCCCAAGAACACCAUCCCAACCGUGAAGCAUGGAGGUGGAAACAUCAUUCUUUGCACCGUAUUGAGGGGAGGAUGGAUGGGGCCUUCCAGCAUGACAACGACCCGAAACACACAGCCAGGGCAACUAAGGAGUGGCUCCGUAAGAAGCAUCUCAAGGUCCUGGAGUGGCCUAGCCAGUCUCCAGACCUGAACCCAAUAGAACAUCUUUGGAGGGAGCUGAAAGUCCGUAUUGCCCAGCGACAGCACCGAAACCUGAAGGAUCUGGAGAAGGUCUGUAUGGAGGAGUGGGCCAAAAUCCCUGUUGCAGUGUGUGCAAACCUGGUCAAGACCUACAGGAAACGUAUGAUCUCUGUAAUUGCAAACAAAGGUUUCUGUACCAUAUAUUAAGUUCUGCUUUUCUGAUGUAUCAAAUACUUAUGUCAUGCAAUAAAAUGUAAAUUAAUUACUUAAAAAUCAUACAAUGUGAUUUUCUGGAUUUUUGUUUUAGAUUCCGUCUCUCACAGUUGAAGUGUACCUAUGAUAAAAAAUUACAGACCUCUACAUGCUUUGUAAGUAGGAAAACCUGCAAAAUCGGCAGUGUAUCAAAUACUUGUUCUCCCCACUGUAAUUACAUUGUGUGUUUAUUUAUACAGUAAUUAUUAUUCAACAUGUCCUCACCUGGGAUUUGAACUCACAACUUCUUGGUUCACGGCAGUCCGAUCUUCCUGUUACGCCACCAUGUCUCUGUCAAUAACUGAUUUCACCUGUAUUCCUACACUUUGGACUUCAAAGUAAAUCAGCUUUGUAUAAUACACUCAAGAAAAAUGAUUAUAUUUAUCAUAGUGAUUCAGUCGUAACAUUAAAACAGAAUAAAUAUCCCACCAACAUUAGUCAGAUUAACAGCAGUGCAGAUGGCACUCUUUUGCUAAGUACAGAGAUGUAUUAUAGGUAAUGAAUGUGUAGGUGACUUCUGAGAUUAUUACAGACUUGGUGGCACAGCAGAAAGAUCAGCAUACCCCAAAGGUUGUGAGUUCAAGUCCCAGGCACACCCCGAAGCAUGUGAUCACGUGAUAUACAUGUGGUUUUUCCGUCUCUCUCCUUCUCUUCUUUCAGAGGGGAUGGUGCGCCCAAUCCACCCUGAUGAGUACCUGUUUGACUUCCUAUUGGAUGACGGCUCCAUCUUCCUGUCCUUCCACCGUAUCAUGUGGACACACCCCCUUCACUUCGACAAUGACCUCUACCUGGAGUUCCACUUCCAACAGGUACCAUAGUAACGACCCCUAGUUGUGUUAUUACCAUAGAAACCACCUCCAGUUAUGUCAGGCCCUGGUGAAAACCCUUCUGUCCCUGUAGACUAAUUAACUCCUUCUGUCCCUGUAGUUGAAUGAACUCCAUCUGUCCCUGUCUGUUGCCUGCAGGUCCUGGGUGAUUACCUGGAUGGCAAACUGCUGCUGCCAAGCAGUGGUGCCAAUGUUGUCCAGCAGAUGGCAGAGCUGGCGGUCCUGCAGCAUUUGGCACAGGGCCGUAUUCAAGAGCCCUCUAUGUGAGUACUACCCCUGACCCCUAGCCUUUAGCCCCUACACCCAGCAGCCCUCACUGUGAGCCAUACUGUUGUUUUCAGACCGGACAUAAGUGAUUGGUCUCUCUGUCCGAUGUUAAGAGUUACAGAUAGUUCUCUCUCUUCUGUCCCUGUCAGGCCUGAACUGAAGGAGUACCUCCCCCGACAGGAAGGGGGCAGCACCAACCUGGAGCAGAUCCACUCUAUCUCUCUCAGAGAGAUAACCACCAUGCUGUCCCUCAGCCCCCACGACGCCAAAGCACGCUUCCUCGGUGAGGCACUCACACACACACACGCACACGCACACGCACACGCACACACACACACACACACAUUUGCCUUGGUUGUGUUAAGCACUUUGCGAUAAAAUGUAUUUGUAAAUAUAUUUAGAUUUACUGCAUUGAUUGAUUUGCUGCCUCUAUCCCCAGAGUGCCUGAGCUCCCUGCCUCUGUUCGGCUCUAACAUCUUCCUGGCCCAGAAGGUCAGCCAUCGCAGCUGCCCCUCGCCCUGCCUGGUGGCUGUCAACCAAGAGGGAGUGUUGUUCUGCCAUCCCAAUACACAGGUACCACAUUUACACCCCAAAAACACUGUUGUGUAGGGAGGGACACCCCAAACACACUGUUGUGUAGGGAGGGACACCCCAAAAACUCUGUUGUGUAGGGAGGGACACCCCAAAAACACUGUUGUGUAGGGAGGGACACCCCAAAAACACUGUUGUGUAGGGAGGGACACCCCAAAACACUUGUGUAGGGAGGGACACCCCAAAAACAGUUGUGUAGGGAGGGACACCCCAAACACACUGUUGUGUAGGGAGGGACACCCCAAAAACACUGUUGUGUAGGGAGGGACACCCCAAAAACACUGUUGUGUAGGGAGGGACACCCCAAACACAAUGUUGUGUAGGGAGGGACACCCCAAACACACUGUUGUGUAGGGAGGGACACCCCAAAAACACUGUUGUGUAGGGAGGGACACCCCAAACACACUGUUGUGUAGGGAGGGACACCCCAAACACACGGUUGUGUAGGGAGGGACACCCCAAAUACACUGUUGUGUAGGGAGGGACACCCCAAACACACUGGUGUGUAGGGAGGGACACCCCAAACACACUGUUGUGUAGGGAGGGACACCCCAAAAACACUGUUGUGUAGGGAGGGACACCCCAAACACACUGUUGUGUAGGGAGGGACACCCCAAAAACACUGUUGUGUAGGGAGGGACACCCCAAACACAAUGUUGUGUAGGGAGGGACACCCCAAACACACUGUUGUGUAGGGAGGGACACCCCAAAAACACUGUUGUGUAGGUAGGGACACCCCAAACACACUGUUGUGUAGGGAGGCACACCCCAAACACACUGUUGUGUAGGGAGGGACACCCCAAACACACUGUUGUGUAGGGAGGGACAUCCCAAACACACUGGUGUGUAGGGAGGGACACCCCAAACACACUGUUGUGUAGGGAGGGACACCCCAAAAACACUGUUGUGUAGGGAGGGACACCCCAAACACACUGUUGUGUAGGGAGGGACACCCCAAACACACUGUUGUGUAGGGAGGGACACCCCAAAAACACUGUUGUGUAGGGAGGGACACCCCAAAACACUUGUGUAGGGAGGGACACCCCAAAAACACUGUUGUGUAGGGAGGGACACCCCAAAAACACUGUUGUGUAGGGAGGGUCACCCCAAAAACACUGUUGUGUAGGGAGGGACACCCCAAAAACACUGUUGUGUAGGUAGGGACACCCCAAAAACACUGUUGUGUAGGGAGGGUCACCCCAAAAACACUGUUGUGUAGGGAGGGACACCCCAAACACAAUGUUGUGUAGGGAGGGACACCCCAAACACACUGUUGUGUAGGGAGGGACACCCCAAAAACACUGUUGUGUAGGGAGGGACACCCCAAAACACUUGUGUAGGGAGGGACACCCCAAAAACACUGUUGUGUAGGGAGGGACACCCCAAAAACACUGUUGUGUAGGGAGGGUCACCCCAAAAACACUGUUGUGUAGGGAGGGACACCCCAAACACACUGUUGUGUAGGGAGGGACACCCCAAAAACACUGUUGUGUAGGGAGGGACACCCCAAACACACUGUUGUAUAGGGAGGGACACCCCAAAAACACUGUUAUGUAGGGAGGGACACCCCAAAAACACUGUUGUGUAGGGAGGGACACCCCAAAAACACUGUUUUGUAGGGAGGGACACCCCAAACACACUGUUGUGUAGGGAGGGACACCCCAAACACACUGUUUUGUAGGGAGGGACACCCCAAACACACUGUUUUGUAGGGAGGGACACCCCAACCAUGCAUAAUAUAGGUACAGUGUUUCCCGAAUUAUGAGUGAACUGAUCGAUCAUGACAGAUUUUAUAGAACUAUGGCUUUGAAAGAUGUCUGCUAUUAUUCAUGUUUUAUUCAUUUGUAGUUCACAUCUACUAAUGCUUUACAAUAAUGUUCCUGUGUUAUUCAGGAGCGGGCAUUUGUGAUCCCGUUGGUGGAAGUGCAGUCACUGUGCUUGGUCAAACCCAAGAAACACAAGAAGGUGCCAGGAGUGGAGAUCAACUAUGGCAACCCAGGACGCCCAAAAACCAUCACCAUCCACCUCAAACAGGUGAAGUACAACGUAGUACACAGUAGACUAUGGCGGUGCGGUGGUCACUAACCCCAGAUACAGGGAGGGCAGGCUUUAGCUGGCGCUUUCCAGGACCAAAGGUUGGUGACCAUUGGUAUAUGGGUUAGUUCUGUAAACUGUGAGGUUACACAGUGGAAGGGAUAUGGGAACUAAGGGCACAUUAGAGACGCAACCUGAAUGCUACCUUCACAAUAGUGUGUGUGUGUGUUCUCUGCCCUACAGGCCAAGGAGCUGUGCCACAUCACUGCUGUCAUUAUGGAGGAGCUGGUGCAACCACCCAUCAAUAGCAACUAG
This is a messenger RNA of Coregonus sp. 'balchen', 21824 nucleotides long. NCBI's taxonomy places the organism in Eukaryota, Metazoa, Chordata, Actinopteri, Salmoniformes, Salmonidae. The record is from the annotation of a GenBank genome assembly.